AUGGCGGCGGCGGCGGCGGCGGCGGCGGCGGCGCGAUCGACGACGACGACGACGACGACGACGACGGCUCGCCCGUCCGUCGCGAUCGCGGCCGUCUCGAGGCGACGGCGAGUAGAGAGACGACGCGCGGCGACGCGCGCGCGCGCGGCCGAGAAGAAGAACGAGGACGACGCCGCGGCGGCGCCGUUCACGAACGAGGGCGCGUUCCAGGCCCUGACGGGCCUGAGCGGCGCGACGCCGAGCGGCGGUCCGUUCGGAGGCGCGGGCGCGGCGGGCGGCGCGAGCGAUCCGUUCGCGGCGCCGGCGCCGGCGCCGCCGACGGCGUCCGCACCCGCGGGCUUCGUGUCCGACGGCGUCGACCGCGCGUCGCUGCCCGCGAAAGCCGACGCGGAUCGGCUGCUCGCGCGAUUCGACGCCGACCAGCGGAAGGGUCUCCUCCCGGGGGAGGACACGCGGGAGGGCGCGAAGCGGUGCGCGCAUCCGCCGCUGCGCGCGUCGUGCCGCGCGCUCGCGUCGAAGUCCUCGCGCGUGAUGCUGGGCAUCUGCGCGGGCGACUGCCGGGGCGCGAUAGACGCGCUGAAAGCGUGGACGAGCGACAUGGGGCUCCCGCGCGGGAUGCUGCACGGGCUGGACGUCGACGGCGUCCCGAAGCCGCCGCCGGAGGGCCCGUGCUUCGUGAAGUACAACUCGGACAGCGGCGACGCGUUCGUGUCCGCGUACGGCGGGGAAUAUCGCGGCGUGUUGUUCACGCCGGAGCUCGGCGACGGCGCGUUCAGGCAGUACGGGUAUCUGCCGUUGGACCUGCCGGAGGGUGGGGGGUGCGACGACGACGACGGCGACGACGCGACGUAG
Messenger RNA from Micromonas pusilla CCMP1545, 852 nucleotides. RefSeq lists its product as uncharacterized. Lineage: Eukaryota; Viridiplantae; Chlorophyta; Mamiellophyceae; Mamiellales; Mamiellaceae. The record is from RefSeq and is a predicted model, not a curated record. The coding region runs from base 1 to 852 and encodes 283 amino acids. The transcript has a single exon.